Acaulospora morrowiae is the source of this 189-nucleotide messenger RNA. The record is from the annotation of a GenBank genome assembly. NCBI's taxonomy places the organism in Eukaryota, Fungi, Glomeromycota, Glomeromycetes, Diversisporales, Acaulosporaceae.
AUGGCCCGUGGCAAUCAAAGAGAAAAGGCCCGUGAAAAAAACCAAAAAAACCAAAAAAACCAAAAAAAACAACCGAAGAAAAAGGAAGAAGGCACUACCUUCAAAAAGCGUGCUGAAAGUGACGCUGAAAUCAUGAGACAAAAACAACAGAAAGCGCUAGAAAAGAAGACGGAGGGAGGAACCUCUUAG